AUGCCACCUAAGAUUGCAGUCAGUGACGACGAAGACUCCGCCGAUAUGUCCGACCUCGGCGAGAGAUCCGAGGAGUUGAGUGAUGCUCAGGUCUCCGACGAUAUCGGAUUGGGUGACGAGGAAGACGAAGGAACCAACUCAAACGAAAUGGAAGAGUUGCAGAAUGACUGGUACACGCCAAAAGUUCAUGCCAACGAGAGAAGAACAAGAGGAGCUGCAGCUGGUUCGGUGUCAAGUGACAGCAGUGCUAGAGAAACACGUAAAAGGCAGUUGACCAUGUAUGAAGAAGAUGACGAAGGAGAGGAGGACGACGUGCCUCUGGACGAAUAUGUUGAUGAGCCACCACAGAAGAAGGUUUCUGUGAAACUCCGGAUUCCACGGAGAACAGCAGGCUCUUCGAGGGAUGCUGUUUCCGAGCUGCCAUACGAUGAUGAAUUCGAGUACACACCAGAGGUUCCUGAUGUUCUGAAGCUUACCGAGAGACAGAGGGCUCGUUUUGCCGAGGACGGCAAUGUCAAGAAAUCGGAUGACAGCAUGUUCCAGGAGAUGGACGAGCAGCUUCUAGCGCUUAAUAGGAAGACACAGAAGAAGGCCGAGACGGCAGAGGAAAUCGCCAACAGAAAAGCCGAAAACGCCAGGCGGAGAGCAGACUACAAGGUCAAGCAGCUUGAGGAGGAGAAGAGGGACACCUUGAACAAGCUUCUCAAGAGAAGAGCCGGUAAGACAAAAGACAAGGACAACGACGACUUGGACCUGAAGCUGACGACAUUGAAGCCCAGAAGGCCAGUUAUCCAGCAUCCCGCCUUGACCCGCUGGGUUUGCAAGCCUGAAAGUUCCACCCUUAGUCUUGCAGAGUGA
Molecule: messenger RNA, 858 nt
Organism: Candidozyma duobushaemuli
Lineage: Eukaryota; Fungi; Ascomycota; Pichiomycetes; Serinales; Metschnikowiaceae
Exons: 1
Coding region: 1-858 (285 amino acids)
Biological process (GO): chromatin remodeling
Cellular component (GO): Ino80 complex
Source: RefSeq, a predicted model, not a curated record